AGGAGACAACAACAAAGAAAAAAUUUUGCAGCGGCUGUUUUUUUUUCAACUGCGUACUAUAAUAUAACAGGUCUCAGUGGUGUCGUAGUGGGUUCAAGAAGUCCAUGGGUAGAAGCCAUUUGUUUAAGAAAUGGAGCAAAAAAAGUAGAAUUUAGAUACGAAGGAAAAUUCGAUUUUAUAAUUUCAUUCUCCAGCAUAGAGCACAGUGGUCUGGGUCGGUACGGCGAUCCCCUAGAUCCGAUUGGAGAUAUUCGUGAAAUGCAAAAAAUAUGGUGCCUUUUAAAAGAUAACGGUCUAGUUUUCCUUGGUUUACCGACAGGUAUAGACAGCAUUUAUUUCAAUGUGCAUAGAAUUUACGGAGAAAUACGACUACCUAUGAUGUUUGAAGGGUUUGAUCUUCUCGACAUAUUUUAUGGAAGAAAUCCAAACCCUAUAAACUUAUGUACACAGUACUUUCACGUGAACUGUGGGUCUCAAUAUGUAUACGUGUUACGAAAACAAAAAUCGAGUUAA
Messenger RNA from Enterobius vermicularis (human pinworm), 513 nucleotides. The record is from the annotation of a GenBank genome assembly. Lineage: Eukaryota; Metazoa; Nematoda; Chromadorea; Rhabditida; Oxyuridae.